AUGCCUCUCAUCACUUGUGCCAACUGUUCACUCAAGAAAGAAAAAGAAGCGAGUCAGUUCGAUAGUGAGAAUCCACCGUAUCGAUUUCAACGUACUGAUCAAUGGCGACCGGUGUAUAUUUGGUUAGAAUCUUUGAAUCAAAACGAGGUGGUGAAGUCUAAAGAAAUUUCUGACUGGCUGAGUGCGAAUCCGGAUGUCCAAGAACAGUUGUGCUCUCGGCAUUCCCGAUAUCAUUUGAUGCACUACAUCAAAAAGUGCCAUAUAAAGAUAUUGAAGAGAAAAGAAAAGAAGAUGGGUGGGCAGCAGCAAAACAAAGAAACUUCUCUAAAGGUUCGCAGGACCGUGGUGAUGAAACAACCAGCGGCGCUUCCAUACAGUGCGGUUAGCAAUUUACCUAAAGAUGGUGAUGUGUACAUGACAAAAAGAAAGGAAGCCUAUCGCAAAUUUGAGAUUUUGGUGGAGUUGGAGAAGUUGCUUUCCCCAAUUUUCUCAAAGGGUCAGCUGUGAAGUAAUGAAGCAAUCUUGAAACAGCAAAUAUAUGCCCACAGAUCAAAUGUAUGCAAACUCGGAACGGCCAUGCUGACUCCCCUUUGGUAAAUAAUAUUUUUUUCACAAUUGACGACCAAAGAUCUUCUCUCCAAUGCGGCUCAAGAGUCUUAGGGAAGUUUUCGUCCUUAUAGAUAUAAUGAGGGACAAAGUCUUGUGUCUCUUUGUACAAGAAAGGCCUUAAGAAAUUUACUUUGGUGUGUUAUAUGUGUUACUGGAUAUAAGCAGGAUAUUAUCUGGAAAAAUUUGCAAUGUAUUGCUUAAUAUACCGUUCCGCUGGCAGCAUGUUUCCAAAUUUCCAAUUUGUCUUGAUUUCAAGGGGAAAAUGCAAAAUUAAAUAUGUGCUGUCCAAGUUAUAAUGUGUAAUUUACAAGGUAUAUAUAUAUUUGCUCCUUUUGCUGUU
Messenger RNA from Corylus avellana, 949 nucleotides. The record is from RefSeq and is a predicted model, not a curated record. NCBI's taxonomy places the organism in Eukaryota, Viridiplantae, Streptophyta, Magnoliopsida, Fagales, Betulaceae.